Penicillium pulvis is the source of this 351-nucleotide messenger RNA. RefSeq lists its product as uncharacterized. Bases 1 to 351 code for a protein of 116 amino acids. The transcript has a single exon. NCBI's taxonomy places the organism in Eukaryota, Fungi, Ascomycota, Eurotiomycetes, Eurotiales, Aspergillaceae. The record is from RefSeq and is a predicted model, not a curated record.
AUGCCUCCCUGGCGCUCCAGCGACAACGCCUUCACCCUGGGUGCUCCAGCAACAAAGCCUCCCUGGCGCUCCAGCGACAACGCCUUCACCCUGGGUGCUCCAGCGACAACGCCUCCCUGGCGCUCCAGCGACAACGCCUUCACCCUGGGUGCUCCAGCGACAACGCCUUCACCCUGGGCUCCCCAGCAACAAUGCCUCCCUGGCGCUCCAGCGACAACGCCUUCACCCUGGGUGCUCCAGCGACAGUGCCUUCACCCUGGGCGCCCCAGCAACAAUGCCUCCCUGGCGCUCCAGCGACAACGCCUUCACCCUGGGCGCCCCAGCGACAAUGCCUCCCUGGCGCUCCAGUGA